CGCCCCUGACACCGUGAGCAGCUCCUCACUCCGCCGGGUCACACCGUCUCCUCAGCCCGACAUGGAUUUCUCCAUCCGCGCCUCCAACGUGGAGGACUGUAAGGACAUCGCGCGCAUGAUCAUGGAAUUGGCUGAAUAUGAGAAAGUAACAGACCAUGUGAAAGUCACACAGAAAGACUUGGAGCAGGAUGGUUUCUCCAAGAACCCGUUCUUCCAUGGGAUCAUUGCUGAGGUACCAGAACAGCACAAAACCAAAGAAGGUCAUACGAAGAUAGGAUAUGCACUUUACUUCUACGCCUACAGCUCGUGGUCGGGCAGAGCCAUUUAUAUGGAGGACCUGUACGUGAUGCCAGAGUUCAGAGGGAAGGGCAUUGGUAAAGCACUCAUGAGCAAGGUGGCACAGCUGGGCCUGGCUGCCGGCUGCAACCAGCUCAGUUUCACUGUUGUAGACUGGAACAAAUCCUCCCUGGACUUUUACCUAAGCCAGGGCUGUUAUGAUGUGACCGAUAAGAUGGGCUACCACUGUAUGCGCUGCGAGGGAGAGGCCCUGGAGCACCUGGCCCAACCGUAACAUGGCGUCUCAACCUGGGUCACCAUGAGUUCAACCUACACAGUGCAGGGAUAUAGACUCAGACUACGGAUUUCUGGAAAAAGUACGUCAUGAUAAUAAUUGACUGUUUGUCAAGCUCUCUUCAUUUCUACCUUAAUUUUUGCUUUUGUUUGGGGAAAUUACAACAAUGGCCGAGAUGAGCAGCUGUAUUUAGUAUUUUGGUGGCAUUAGCGGAUUCUCACUCCCUGGGUUGAUUAAAAAUCCUGUUUAUAAUCAAUUUCUUUGAUGAUUCCAGGCUUGUAAAACAUCUGCACAUGUUGGCAGCACACAGGAUUUAAUGCUUAAAGCUGAGGUAUUUGUAUUUGGUUAGCAGGAGCAUUUAGCAUAGCUUUUUAAAUAAAAACACAGUUAAAAUAUGUAAGACAAGUCAAAAUCGGACUUUUCUUACACAACCUGUAGACCCACAAAACACAUUCCUACUGAAAUCAUUGGGUAGUUAUCUUAGCAUGCUAACGCCGACAGCUUAAGUUGGGGUAGAUAAACACACCAUACAUAAGAGUAAUUCAAAUCUUUGUCUUCUUUGUUUUUAUAUUAAAUCAUCACAAACACCACUUCAACUCGGAGAAAUUCAUGUAGUGCCCAGUAACUGUUGCCAAACUGUGAUUGGCCAACCGCUGUUUGCAGGAGGGGCUCAGCAAACACUUGAUUGGCUCAAUAUUUGAAUAAUCAAGGAUGCGGUUUUAAGUAUUGUAAUGGGGCCUUUGCAAAAACAUUUACAUAGUUUAUAAUUGAGGGACCUUAAUCUGUGUUAUAUGUGGUGUUAGGUGAUAACCUAACAUCUUGGGUGUGGGUGUGUUGUGGGGGGCUGUAUUUCUUAGAUCUUCAGAGAAAGUCUGAACGUUAAGUGUAAAACGUCCUCAUCCAGAAGUGAAAUUAUUUUUUGCACAAAGAUCCAGGAAAACAGGAUGCACGUUUUAUUGUUCGACUGUUGAAAUAAAAAGUGAGUUUUUGGUAUCCUGUCCCUUUAAGUGUAUAAUUAACUAUGGCAACAGCAACCAAAGAGUAAGUCACCCCUCCACUGUAAAGCUGUUGUGAUACAAGUGUUGGCAUUUGCACUAUUCUCUUCCUUGUCAAGCUAUGUACAUAGAUGGUUGUGAGGGUAAUCAAAGUGUGCACCAAAGGAAUCAGUGGGAUUGAACUUAAAACCUCCUUCCACGCUGCCAAACAGCAAAGUCUCUGGGCUGGUUUCAAAGACGUGGAUACAAGUCAGAAUCAAACAAAAACGAUCCAUCUGGUGGAAUCUGAAAAACAAAAGAAAAUCUUGGACUGGGCUCGGUGCGCGUCUUUAAACCUGUCCAGCUAAAAUGAAAGUGGCACAACUCUGGGCUUCAAUUCUGUUUUAUAUCCAGUGAAAUAAAAAAUAAAAAAAGAGGACUUUUUGUAUCACGUCCAGCCAUUUACUGAAAACACUCAGAGUUAUAUUUAGUUUGUUUUCUCUCACUCUAAACAAGUAAGAACCACUAACCCUCCUUUGUAGCUUUUGCAAUUUUCAUUUAUUUUCAUACUUUGUUUACGAAAUAAUUGAGUGAGGAAUGUGAAGUUGUUUUUCUCCGUCUUUAGGACAUUGUGUGGUAAAAUAAUCAACGUGGAAAAGUAUAUUUGGUGCAUUGUCAUCCAUGUUGUUGCAGAGUGCAGGAGACAAAGAUCAAUAGAGUCCAGGGGAAGAUGAGGAGAUAUCGGCAACUUCUCACCAGGAUGAGCCAGACAUAUAAAUUAUUCAACGUGUAACUCUGUUUCCUCAGUGGAUUCCACCAAAUCCCGAUUCCUGUCACAUCCACUGAGAUCUUUGCAAUAAAUCAACUUUAAAUGUG
This is a messenger RNA of Paralichthys olivaceus (Japanese flounder), 2421 nucleotides long. It is a transcript of the gene sat2a.1, whose product is annotated as spermidine/spermine N1-acetyltransferase family member 2a, tandem duplicate 1. NCBI's taxonomy places the organism in Eukaryota, Metazoa, Chordata, Actinopteri, Pleuronectiformes, Paralichthyidae. Gene Ontology annotation, molecular function: N-acetyltransferase activity. The record is from RefSeq and is a predicted model, not a curated record.